UUUCGUUAACUGAAACAUAAUUAUAUGUAUCAUCCAUCUGUAUGUAUGUAUGUAUUGUGAUUCGUGACCAUCUUCUUCUUCAACUUCUUCCCCCAUCGGAUCUACCAACAGGUUUUUCUUCAGAUUAAUCUCAUUUAUAGGUUGAAUAUGGGAGUUGCACAAAACAAUAUCGGCAUGGAGGAGGGGACACUUGAGAUUGGAAUGGAGUAUAGAACUGUCUCUGGAGUUGCUGGACCACUGGUCAUCCUUGAUAAAGUGAAGGGACCAAAGUAUCAAGAAAUUGUGAACAUCCGUUUAGGUGAUGGAACAACUAGACGUGGUCAAGUUCUGGAGGUUGAUGGAGAGAAAGCUGUUGUUCAGGUUUUCGAAGGAACAUCGGGAAUUGACAAUAAGUUCACCACUGUUCAGUUCACAGGGGAGGUUCUAAAAACUCCUGUUUCUAUGGAUAUGCUUGGACGCAUAUUUAACGGCUCCGGGAAGCCAAUUGAUAAUGGUCCUCCUAUUUUGCCAGAGGCUUACCUGGAUAUUUCCGGAAGUUCUAUUAACCCUAGUGAAAGAACAUAUCCUGAAGAAAUGAUACAGACCGGUAUCUCAACAAUUGAUGUCAUGAAUUCAAUUGCUAGAGGACAAAAGAUUCCUCUGUUUUCUGCUGCUGGUCUUCCCCACAAUGAAAUUGCUGCACAGAUCUGUCGCCAAGCUGGUUUGGUAAAACGGCUGGAGAAAACCGAAAACUUACUUGAGGGUGGCGGUGAAGAGGACAAUUUUGCCAUUGUCUUUGCAGCUAUGGGAGUGAAUAUGGAAACCGCUCAAUUUUUCAAACGCGAUUUUGAGGAAAAUGGAUCAAUGGAGAGGGUUACUCUAUUUCUGAACCUUGCCAAUGAUCCUACAAUUGAACGUAUCAUCACUCCUCGUAUUGCUCUGACCACAGCAGAAUAUUUGGCGUAUGAAUGUGGGAAACAUGUUCUCGUUAUCUUAACUGAUAUGAGUUCCUAUGCUGAUGCCCUUAGAGAGGUCUCUGCUGCUAGAGAGGAAGUUCCCGGUAGGCGUGGAUAUCCUGGGUACAUGUAUACAGAUCUGGCAACAAUAUAUGAGCGUGCAGGACGAAUCGAGGGCCGAAAAGGCUCCAUCACCCAGAUCCCAAUUCUCACUAUGCCUAAUGAUGAUAUUACGCAUCCCACUCCGGAUCUCACGGGUUACAUCACCGAGGGACAGAUAUACAUUGACCGACAGCUCCAUAACAGACAGAUUUACCCACCAAUCAAUGUGCUUCCGUCCCUAUCACGAUUGAUGAAGAGUGCUAUUGGUGAGGGGAUGACUCGAAGAGAUCAUUCUGACGUCUCCAACCAGCUAUAUGCAAAUUACGCCAUUGGAAAAGAUGUUCAGGCCAUGAAAGCAGUGGUUGGAGAAGAGGCUCUCUCUUCUGAGGAUCUGCUAUAUUUGGAGUUUUUGGACAAGUUUGAAAGGAAAUUUGUGGCCCAAGGGGCAUAUGACACCCGAAACAUCUUCCAGUCACUUGAUUUAGCGUGGACACUUCUUCGGAUAUUCCCACGUGAGCUUCUUCACCGUAUUCCAGCAAAAACACUGGAUGCAUUCUACAGUCGCGAGGCAUCCACUUGAAAGGAACAACGGUUUUGUAUCAUAAUCUGGUUUAUGUUGCUAUUGUAAUAAGGGUUCGUUAAUCGUUAUGUUUCCGUUUGGAUUUAUUUAAAGCCCAAGAUCUGUUCAUUUUGAUAAGAGGCAGUUAGGAUUAUUUAUUUGGUAUAGAAUCAGGCCGACUGGCAAGACAUUUUGGCGCGAUUUAUGUUUUUUUUUUAAAAACCAUGUGGCUUAUAGAAUUUGGGAUGUUAGACCUUGAACUAUAUGCAUAUUUAUGUUUGAAGCAUAA
Molecule: messenger RNA, 1885 nt
Organism: Helianthus annuus (common sunflower)
Lineage: Eukaryota; Viridiplantae; Streptophyta; Magnoliopsida; Asterales; Asteraceae
Product: V-type proton ATPase subunit B 2
Exons: 15
Coding region: 148-1617 (489 amino acids)
Biological process (GO): proton transmembrane transport; ATP metabolic process
Cellular component (GO): proton-transporting V-type ATPase, V1 domain
Molecular function (GO): proton-transporting ATPase activity, rotational mechanism; ATP binding
Source: RefSeq, a predicted model, not a curated record